Molecule: messenger RNA, 6814 nt
Organism: Paralichthys olivaceus (Japanese flounder)
Lineage: Eukaryota; Metazoa; Chordata; Actinopteri; Pleuronectiformes; Paralichthyidae
Gene: kdrl
Product: kinase insert domain receptor like
Biological process (GO): protein phosphorylation; multicellular organism development; cell surface receptor protein tyrosine kinase signaling pathway
Cellular component (GO): plasma membrane; signaling receptor complex
Molecular function (GO): transmembrane receptor protein tyrosine kinase activity; growth factor binding; ATP binding
Source: RefSeq, a predicted model, not a curated record
GCUGUUGGGCCUCAUCCACCAACGCUCCAGACCCAGUCUCCAAAACAUGGUGGCCUUCCAGUCCUGACAUGUGCGGAAGAAGCACCUGCCCGGAGCUCACGGCGGCACAGCCGGCUCCUCACUGCGGCUCCGGGAGUUGGACGAGCCAGCUGCGCAGGAGAGCUCCCCCGCGAAACGCGUCAUGGGACACGGGAGGAUCGCUGCCGCUGUGUGCACCUACACCUGAGGACCCUGUGGAUUUAAAUCAGUUUUCAGAGAGGGAAAUAAGACUCUCAGAUUUACUCGCUUUUAAGAAGAAACUUUCAUCACUCAGUCGGAUUUGUGUGCCUCCUCCAGCGACUCCUUCACUUUAUUCAGACGCACGGUUUUGGGGAGUUUGGAUAAGAGUUGGAACGAUGGUCUCAUCCGACUGCUUCAAACUGGUCGUUUUCAUCUUCUGCUCAUCACUAACAAAUGGGCAUUUGGACAAAGAGCGUUCCCCUAAGAUUCUUCCCUCUGAGGAUCCCCUCAUCCUUCAUUAUGGCGAUUCAUUAAAUCUCAUCUGCAGAGGUCAUGGCCCGCUGAACUGGACACGAUCCAUUUCAUUAGAAGGGGUGAAGACGGAGCCGUGUGAUCCUAGACAUCACUCUCAUUCCCACUGCAGCAAUCUCACAGUUACACGUUUGAGCGCCAAGGACACAGGGGAGUACAGCUGUAAAUACUCCAAAGAUGGUUCAGACCACAUCACCUCAACCUACGUCUAUGUCAAAGAUUCCAAGCAACCUUUUGUGGAAAUUCAUCAGACACCUACCAUGCUGCCAGUCUACAGGCAUGAGAAGAGCCUCACUGUGCCAUGCAGGACGUCCUCUCCUGAUGCUGUAGUAACACUUAGAGGGUUCCCACUAUUAUCAGAGGACAUUGUUAAGAAGAAGGUUUGGGAUCCAAAGGUGGGAUUCAAGAUUCCCUACGGUCCCCUCACUACGUACGACUUCCUCACCUGUUACACCGUGGUUAACGGUAGUGAGUUCCAAUCACCAUACUACCCCAAAAGACUGACUACCGUUCUUAAAAAUGUAAAAAUCAACCCAGAGCGUGUCAAACUGUUGGUUGGAGACACCCUCAUCCUCAACUGCACGGGUGAGACCACCUUUAAUGGAAGACUCAGCUUUAUGUGGGAUUUUCCAAAGAUGAGAGAAAAUCGCCAUUAUACGAAUAAAUCCGAUGUCAACAUUGCCUCAGCCCUUGUGAUGAGCGGUGCUUUAGUGUUGCCAAACGUUACCAUGGAGGAUAAAGGAACGUACCGCUGCAAAGCUGUGCUUGACCACACCAUACACCAGAAUGCCACAGCAAAAGUCAUCAUCUAUGAGCAUCCGUUCCUCAACGUCUCCUACAGGCACGAGCGGCAGAGUACAGUGACCCUCAAAGAAGGUAAAAAGAGGCAUGUGUUUGAACCCAAGGUCAACGCCCUGCCCCGAUCAGACCUCAUAGCAUGGUAUAAGGAUGGGGUCCUUAUCAUGAAGAAUUCCACCUGUUACAAGAUGUCUGGCUUCAGCUUGAUCAUCACGGAUGUGCAGCAGAAACAUGCUGGGGUCUUCACCAUAAGCCUUGGCAGCCAAUCAAAGGGCUUGUACAAGAAUCUGAGCUACACUCUGUUAGUCGAAGUGAAUCCAACAAUUUUAGAGGCGGAACUUGCCACCGUGGACUUGCAGCCUUACAUGGUUGGCAAACAGCAUCAGAUACCCUGCACCGCUAGUGGGUUCCCCCUGCCAACCAUCAGAUGGCUGUGGCAGCCAUGUCUCUUGGAUGCUACUCUUACGGAUUGCAUUUUUAACACUGAACCAAUCCCAGUCAGCACUGAUGACAAGGCAAACUACUCGCACAACUGGAUUAAGAGUAUAAGCUCCAAGUCAGAACUGGUUUAUGGAAAAAACAAGACUGUGGGUACGCUGGUGAUUGGAGAGGCAAGGGUGUCGGGAAAGUACUCCUGUGUGGCCCAGAAUGAGGAUGAGUUCAGCACCCACACGACCCCCUUUUAUGUGUAUGAUAACUCUGAGGAAAUUAGCACUGAGCCUCGGAAAGCCAUCGAAGGCGAUGACGUCACUCUGACCUGUCGGGCAGCUCGCUACCUUUACACACAUCUGCGGUGGUUGGACUCCACGAAUAAAACAGUCACUUCCAAUGUAUCCAGUCUUCAGCUCAGCCGCUACUCCAUUUCCCUUUCUCUCCAUCUGCAUAAUGUGUCCAAAAACAGCUCUGCAGGGUACAAGUGCCAGGCAUACAAGCUGCACCAGAGGGUUGAUCUAAAGAAAGCUGCACUUAUUGUGGAAGCGAGAAAAAGCCCCUGGCUGAGUCAAAAUCUGACGAAUCAGGAUGUGAACAGUAGCAGCACCCUGAUGCUGGCUUGCUUCGCUUUGGGAGUUCCUCAACCCUACAUCAUGUGGUACAAAAAUGGUGUUCAAGUGGAAGAAAGCCCAGGUAUAACACUAGGGGAAGACGGGGUCCUGACCAUCGAAAGGGUGAAGAAAGAUGAUGAGGGUCUGUACGAGUGUGUAGCCAGUAAUGACAGGGGUGUUGUGAAAACAAGUGCAGUCGUUACCGUGCUCGGGGAUGAAGGGAAGCCAAAUGUUGAGGUAAUAAUUCUAGUGUGUACGGGAGCCGCAGCCACCUUCCUCUGGCUCAUGCUUAUCCUCUUCAUCCGCAAGCUAAGGAAGCAACCAGCUCACUACAAGAUGGGUCCAUCGAUCAUCAUUGACCCUGAUGAGUGUCCACUCGAGGAGCAGAGCGAUCUUCUCCAGUAUGACAGCAACAAAUGGGAGUUUCCCCGUGACCGUCUUCGCCUAGGCAAAACUCUCGGCCAUGGAGCUUUUGGGAAAGUGGUGGAGGCUUCUGCCUUCGGCAUCGAUAAGCUCUCGACCUGCAAGACUGUUGCUGUCAAAAUGCUGAAAGGAGGAGCGACGUCCAAUGAGCGGAAAGCUCUGAUGUCAGAGUUAAAGAUCCUGAUCCACAUCGGCCAUCAUCUGAACGUGGUCAACCUGCUGGGAGCCUGCACGAAGCCUGGAGGACCACUGAUGAUGAUCGUGGAGUUCUGCAAGUACGGCAACUUGUCUAACUAUUUGAGAGGCAAGAGAGAAGAUUUCCUCGUCUACAAAAGUCAGGACGGUAAGGUGGUGUCUUCGGGAUCAUCCUGCCAGCUGAGUGAGCUGAUGAAGCGGCGCCUGGAGAGCGUGGCCAGCACCGGAAGUUCAGCCAGCUCUGGGUUCAUCGAAGAUAAGAGCUACUGCGACUCAGAGGAAGAGGAAGAAGAAUCGGAGGAUUUAUAUAAGAGAGUCUUGACAUUGGAAGAUUUAAUUUGCUACAGUUUCCAAGUCGCUAAGGGGAUGGAGUUCUUGGCCUCACGCAAGUGCAUCCAUCGGGAUCUGGCUGCACGAAACAUUCUGCUUUCAGAGAACAAUGUUGUGAAGAUUUGUGAUUUUGGACUUGCCAGAGACAUCUACAAAGACCCUGAUUACGUGCGCAAAGGAGAUGCCCGACUGCCACUCAAGUGGAUGGCACCAGAGGCCAUUUUUGACAAGAUCUACACAACCCAGAGUGAUGUUUGGUCCUUUGGUGUUCUCAUGUGGGAAAUCUUCGCUCUGGGUGCGUCCCCGUACCCUGGCGUGCAAAUUGAUGAAGAAUUUUGCUGCAGACUGAAAGACGGGACAAGGAUGAGGGCGCCAGAAUACUCCUCCUCUGAAAUAUAUCAGACCAUGUUGGACUGCUGGCACGGGGAGCCACAGGGGCGACCCACCUUCAUUGAGCUGGUAGAAAGGCUGGGAGACCUGCUUCAGGCCAGUGUGCAGCAGGAGGGAAAGCACUAUAUACCUAUCAACACAGCCCUGCUGGAUAAGGUGGGAGACCCCUCCAUCACAGCGCCAUCAGAAGAGACACCCACGCGACCCAUCUCCCACUGUGACUCAGGGAGCAGCUGGAACAUCAAGAUCCGUCCUGCUAGUGUGAAAACGUUUGACGAGGUUACCAUGGAGGACGGGACAAAUGAGAACCACGAGGGCGGCCAGUCAGACAGCGGGAUGGGCCUCUCAUCUGACAACAUGAAGACACUGAAGCGCCUCGAAUCGUUGGCUGGUCGACCACUGAGCAUUAUGGCUCUCGCGAUGAAGGCAGUGAGUAAGAGUAAAGAAUCUGUGCUGUGUGACCCAGAGAAGGAGAAGUACCCCCCCACUGUUCCCUCUCUGGACUUCAGCCUGAACGACUCUGUGCUGGACGACUCAGCUCUGGAAGUCGGCCUGGAGUGUCACAGCCCGCCGCCCGACUACAACUAUGUGGUGCGCUACUCCACCCCACCGGUCUAACUCCCGCUCUGCCCCUUGGCAGCCUAAAGGCCUUCACUUUGUUCUCCUUUGUGUUGACUCUUAUCUCCGAACUGUGGCAGCAUUUGAGAGGAAAACCUACAAGGUUCCCUCUUAGAACUUACGCUCUGAAACCGCUCGUGAAUCUACUCCACUGUUACUUCUGCAUCUUCCAAAUUCCGGAGCGUCCACUGUAGACUGUUGAUUCCUCACCAGUUAUCAGACAUUAGCUCGACCCUAAAGCUACUGGUCCGUUCCACACUCACUGUGAUUUGUCAAACAGCUGAAAACAGGCUCAGGUAUUUCUUUCAUCUACUGUGAAAACAAACCGCGAUGAUUCCACCUUCACCACAGAUCUAUACAAACUGCAUCAAACAAUAAGUCCCAGAAAAGAAAGGAGAAAUUACAUUUGUCAAAUUUAUAUUGAGACUAUUUUAUAUAUUGUUUUAUAAUUCAUACUGGAAAAUCUGUUAAGUAAAGAUCAAGAGGCUCUUUAUGAGGUGCAGCUUCUUUUUCCAUAGGAUCUUGGCUAAAGUUCAGUUUUGCUAAAAAGUAAAAAGCAGAUAAAUAAUGUUGAUGAUGAAUUGAGAAAAAUGUUAUUUGACGCAUAAAUAACAAAUACAAUCCUGUAUACAAAUAUAUCAGCUGAAUGAACUCAGGUUGGCCCAGAGUGACAGAGGAGAGGACUGCUCUGUCAUGAGGUGGUGGAUAGUUUCUUAAGCUCUCUAAGUUAUGGGAAAUCCCAGGUUAAUGGAGGAAACAGGGUAAAGCUGAGAUUUCACAAUACAGCUCGACCACGAUAGCAUUUCAGUGACGAGUCAUGUUCAGAUUCCUCCUGCCCCAGAUCUAGUGUUGAAGAAACUCAAGCUUUUUUGUUUGGUUAAACUAAAAAAGAGCGAAGGAAACCAGAUGUGUUUAUUUUCUUUUGUAUAAACUCAGUUGGAAAAACAAAAACAGAACAAAACGUAAUAGAAACUGUUUCUUUAGAAAGUAUUAGUAAAAUAAACUGUGUAUUUAUUUAGUAAACACUGUCACUUGGUGUUCACCUAGAUUAAGAUAUAACAUCAGUCUUCCUGAUAUCAACAUGUAACUUUAACUCCACACAUACAUGCUGUUUGUGCUGCUGUAUAAACUGAUAUUAAAGCUGAGGGAAUCUGCUUCUGUAGGAAACAGAAAAUGUGUCAGUAUUGUCUGUCCUUCAUCUUGUGCUGAGUGUUAGUUAAAGCUUGCAGGGCAGGCUACAAAAACUCUGCAUGUGUGUGAAGUUUUGUUCUUCCCCACAGUUUGAUUUCCUGUUAAUCUCCAUGUUUGAACAACAUUUCAGGCAGAUUACUUGUGAUACACGAUGUACUGUGUGUAAACUGGACCGAACCUUCAUUUGAGCUCAUGAGUCUCUGUACACACACCCUGUAGAGAAGCGGUUAGCUCGUACUUAUUGACCCCGUUCCAACCUGGUAUUCACGUCUGCUCUGAGUGAUCCAAUCACUUAGUUUAGGUGUGAACACACCCAGAUAAGUCCUGAAUGCAUCCUGACAUCCGAUCACUCAACCCACAAUCAGACGUGGUCUGGGACUCAUUUGUCCACAUUCUUCUCUCUGUGUGAACGCAGAUGAUUUCUUUGCCUACUCAGCUGACCUCUAAUAGUUUCAUAAUGAAUCAAACACAUUUUAACGCCCCUCACUUACUAUACGCUGAUUUGUUUGUAACCACAAUAUAACCACUGACCACCACAAAAUGACUUCAAUUUUUUAUCAAAUGGGUCAAAUCUUUCUGUAGACACAAAUGUCACAUGUGAUUAUUGCAUAUUGAGUGGCUGAGUAAGAUUCGAUCACAUGCACAAGACAUAUUCAGGAAGUUUUUUAAUUUAACUUAGUGCUUGUGAUAAUUUCGCUCAGGACAAAUGUUAAUACCAGGUCUGAACAGGGCCUUCUCUGACUAAAGAGAAAACUGUAUUUGUCGGUGAUAUUUUGAAUCCAGAGAGCUGUUUUAUUUGUGGACCAAUUUGUUCAGUUUGUGUGGAGAGGAAGUGAUGAUGCACUGAUACUUUAUAUCAAGUAUAAUGUUUUUUUGUAUUCUAAAGGUAUAUUAUUAUGAAACAGUGUUGAGGGUCACAUUUUAUAAAGAUGUCGGAUUUUUAUUUUGCAUUUUUAUUUAACUCUUAACUCUAGUGCUUAGUAGGAAAUUAAUGUUCACUGUACUUGUAUUAUUUCUCUGCCUAACAUCGUCAUGUUCACUUAUUAUAACCCAGUCUUUUUUAUUUUAGUUACUCCUCUCACAAUAACAACCUUAAUGCAAAGAUAAAUUAUUAGUAUUUGGAUUUUGUUCCUUUUUUUUUUCAUAUAUCACAAUGAGUAAUGAUUCCUGCAGCAGCUCAAACAUCAACGUAGCUUUUUCUGUUUUGUUCGUGUAGCGUAACAAGUUAGUUUGAGUGAAAGUGAUGUUCCCUGACACUGUUAACUGAGCAUAUGAAGUAAAUAAAUGAAUAAAGA